This is a messenger RNA of Ophidiomyces ophidiicola, 1164 nucleotides long. RefSeq lists its product as uncharacterized. The record is from RefSeq and is a predicted model, not a curated record. The transcript is spliced from 3 exons. The coding region runs from base 1 to 1164 and encodes 387 amino acids. NCBI's taxonomy places the organism in Eukaryota, Fungi, Ascomycota, Eurotiomycetes, Onygenales, Onygenaceae.
AUGUCAGGGUUGGCAAUACAUGAAGAAAAAACCGUCCCAGGAACAAUAUUGCUUGACUAUGGGUGUUCGGAGUGGAGAGCAAGCAGCCAGCGCGUAGCAGACUUUUACAAUGACGGAGUCAAGCUGUGGAAAAAGGAGGACUUCACAGAUAUCGAGCAACAACUCGCACAAACUCUUACUAUAGAGAAGUUCGCAGUCCGCCGUAUCGAUGGCAGCAUUGUUUACAUCAAGAAUCCGAUGUUCGGUGUUCAGAAACCCAUCUGGACGCCCGUUGUUAUGUUUCAAGAGUACUGGCGCCUCGUGUUUAGCCAACCUAACGGCCCCCCAGAGGCAUACACUUGCACAUACCUCAUAGACUGGAAAAAUACCACGAUUCGUGACUUCGAUGGGCCAUUCGAUCGUAUUCAAACCUUGUUUGAAAACUUCCAAGCCAAAUGGAGGUCGAGCACAGUCUGCGAUGCCUUCACAUCGCAGUUUUGUAAAUUUCUGGACGGAAAUGGAAAUCCUAAGAAAAUAACAAAAAUUAUAUGUUUUGGCCUAGGGGACCUGCACGUCAAACCCUGGCAUUGGUGGAGCGAGGAGAAUAAUAGAAAGCCAGAAAAUGAACGGCGAGCGGAAACAAUUUUCAUUGAAGGCGCCUUGGUUCACCAUGCCAUGGCGUUGACGAUUGCCAAUGUCGCCAGGUCGUACGCAGAAAAUGAAAACAUUGGAAUAAAGCUCCUUACUCAAGACCCGGCUUAUACGAACGAGUCGAAGAUUUUUUUACGGGAUAUUGGCUUUGAGUUAGUAGGCGAGUAUGGAGCCGGAGGCUUUGCAGAGUUGGACGACAAAUCUAUUGUGUUCUCAGCUUUUGCCUCCGCGCCAAUUCAGCAAAUUAUUGCGGAUCUCGCUCGACCAGUCAUGGUAAUCUGCUCUAAAUCUAUAAAAGCAACGUUAAACAGGCUUGAAAAACCAUUCUCAGACCCCGAGUCUCCAAGGACCACACAAAUGUGGAAAGAAUAUGAAUCUUGGAAGUUUCCUGCUCCACUCGAGGAUGAAUUGUUAUCUGAAGGCUCAUUGCAUCAGUUUGUGAUGAGUUCUAGACUUUUGAGCCAAAUUACUAGAGACGAUAGCUUGGUACACAUGGAGCUAAAUUCGGCCCGGUCGUCACUUAGUGAUGUAUAG